Molecule: messenger RNA, 11434 nt
Organism: Apodemus sylvaticus (European woodmouse)
Lineage: Eukaryota; Metazoa; Chordata; Mammalia; Rodentia; Muridae
Gene: Pdzd2
Product: PDZ domain containing 2
Exons: 25
Coding region: 601-8967 (2788 amino acids)
Molecular function (GO): protein binding
Source: RefSeq, a predicted model, not a curated record
GGGUGGCUGCUGCGGGCGCCCUCCAAGCGCCCGACCGAUCGCAAGACGCUCGGGAUCGCGCCUCCCGCGGCCACCGGCGAACCCCUGCGGCGCGGCUUCUCCUGGCAGGCGCGGCGGCAGCGGCUGCGGCGGCGGCACCGGUGGUGGCAGGGGCGGCGGUAGCUGCGCCGACACCGCCGGGCGGCGCCUGAGUCUGGACGCGCCAGGAGCGGCUCGAGCCUCCGCCGAUCCACGAACAGGUGUGAAUGAGCCCGACAAGAUGCUGAAACUGCAGAAGAAACAACGGAUUUCCAUGUCAUUUGCAUGAACCCCGCUGUGAAAGGAACCAAGCAAGGACUUGUUAGAUACUUCCCCCCCUUCCCCUGCGGAGCAGUCCCGAGCCUUUGUUCCAGUGUUGUUUAAUAGUGCCCUGUCCUUCUCUUGCCAAGACAAACAUCCCAGUCUCACCGGACGCAUCCCUAAAGCUCAGCUGCUGGCCGGAACAAGAACAUGGGCAAAGCUGAUGGUCCUCGGAAGCCCUCCCAAGGGACAUGGGUCCCCACGGGGUCCAGUCUCCGGAAGCAGGACCUCUCAUGAUGCUGGAGUCUGGGAGUGAGCGCCAUGCCCAUCACCCAGGACAAUGCCUUGCUGCACCUGCCCCUCCUGUACGAGUGGCUGCAGAACAGCCUGCGGGAGGGUGGGGACAGUCCGGAGCAGCGGCUCUGCCAGGCGGCCAUCCAGAAACUGCAGGAGUACAUCCAGCUGAACUUGGCCGUGGAUGAGAGUACAGCCCCACCUGAUCACAGCCCCCCGGAGAUGGAGAUCUGUACAGUGUACCUCACCAAGCAGCUGGGGGACACCGAAACUGUGGGGCUCAGUUUCGGGAACAUCCCUGUUUUCGGGGACUACGGUGAAAAGCGUCGAGGGGGUAAGAAGAGGAAAACGCACCAGGGGCCAGUGCUGGACGUGGGCUGCAUCUGGGUGACGGAGCUGAGGAAGAACAGCCCAGCGGGGAAGAGCGGAAAGGUUCGGCUCCGGGAUGAGAUCCUCUCCCUGAAUGGACAGCUGAUGGUCGGCGUUGACGUCAGCGGAGCCAGUUACCUCGCUGAGCAGUGCUGGAAUGGCGGCUUCAUCUACCUGAUCAUGCUGCGGCGCUUCAAGCAGAAAGCCCACGUGACUUACAAUGGCAACAGUGGCAACAGCUCAGAACCCGGGGAGACACCCACCUUGGAGCUGGGUGACCAAACUUCCAAAAAGGGGAAAAGAACCAGAAAGUUUGGGGUCAUCUCCAGACCCCCUAUCACCAAGGCCCCUGAAGACUCUAAGAGCAGCAGUGGGUGCGACACGACAGAUGACCCCAGCUCAGAGUUGGAGAACGGCACCGACCCCGAACUUGGAAACGGCCAUGCCUUUGAGCUAGAAAAUGGCCCGAAUUCUCUCAAGGAUGUGGCUGGACCGCAUCUGGAGAGGGCAGAAGCGGACAGAGAGGCAGAACUCAGGGUUCCAAAGUUGGAAGAAGCCCCUCUGAGUGACAGCAAUGACAAACGCCGCCUCUCAAAUACUGGGAAGACCGACUUCCAGUCCAGUGAUUGCUUGGCACGGGAGGAAGUUGGCCGGAUAUGGAAGAUGGAACUGCUCAAAGAAUCAGAUGGGCUGGGAAUUCAGGUUAGUGGAGGCCGAGGAUCAAAGCGCUCACCUCACGCUAUCGUUGUCACCCAAGUGAAGGAAGGAGGUGCCGCUCACAGGGAUGGCAGGCUGUCCUUAGGAGAUGAACUGCUGGUGAUCAAUGGUCACUUACUGGUUGGGCUCUCCCACGAGGAAGCUGUGGCCAUUCUGCGCUCGGCCACUGGGAUGGUACAGCUGGUGGUGGCCAGCAAGGAGAGCUCAGCGGAGGACCUUCUGAAGCUAACAGCGAAGAGCUUGCCUGACCUGACUAGUUCAGUGGAGGACUUGUCCUCCUGGACUGACAACGAGGACCAGGAGGCAGCCGGGGAGGAGGAAGAGAGGACAGGCUCGGCCACUGUCCGGGGCACGAUGCCCGGGUCAGAAGAAUCCCAGGAUGUAGGCAGCUCUGAGGAAUCCAAGGGGAACUUGGAAAGUCCCAAACAGGGCAACAGUAAGAUGAAACUCAAGAGCCGACUCUCAGGAGGUGUCCACCGCCUCGAGUCUGUUGAAGAAUAUAAUGAACUGAUGGUACGGAAUGGGGACCCUCGGAUCAGGAUGCUGGAGGUCUCUCGAGAUGGCCGCAAGCACUCUCUUCCCCAGCUGCUGGACUCUACCGGGACCUCACAGGAAUACCACAUUGUGAAGAAGUCCACCCGCUCUCUGAGCACCACCCACGUGGAGUCGCCGUGGAGGCUCAUUCGGCCAUCCGUUAUUUCCAUCAUUGGGUUAUACAAAGAGAAAGGCAAGGGCCUUGGCUUUAGCAUCGCUGGAGGGCGAGACUGCAUUCGAGGCCAGAUGGGAAUUUUUGUCAAGACCAUUUUCCCAAACGGAUCAGCCGCAGAGGACGGCAGGCUCAAAGAAGGAGAUGAAAUCCUAGAUGUAAACGGAAUACCAAUAAAGGGCUUGACGUUUCAAGAGGCUAUUCACACCUUCAAGCAAAUCCGAAGCGGGCUGUUUGUCCUCACGGUGCGCACGAAGCUGCUCAGCCCCAGCCUUACACCCUGCUCCACUCCCACACACAUGAGCAGAUCGAGCUCCCCAAGCUUUAACAGCAGUGGGGGAGCCCCAGCAGGCGGAGGCCAAGAUGAAGGUGGUUCUUCAUCCCUGGGUCGGAAGGCUCCCGGGCCCAAAGACAGGAUUGUCAUGGAAGUCACACUCAACAAAGAGCCAAGAGUUGGACUGGGCAUCGGUGCCUGCUGCUUGGCCUUGGAGAACAGCCCUCCAGGAAUAUACAUUCACAGCCUUGCGCCUGGCUCUGUGGCCAAAAUGGAGAGCAACCUGAGCCGGGGAGACCAAAUCCUGGAAGUGAAUUCUGUGAACGUGCGCCAUGCAGCUUUAAGCAAAGUGCACGCCAUCUUGAGUAAAUGCCCCCCAGGACCUGUUCGCCUGGUCAUCGGCCGACACCCUAAUCCGAAGGUCUCUGAGCAGGAGAUGGAUGAGGUGAUCGCACGCAGCACUUACCAAGAGGGCAAAGAAGCCACCUCCUCACCUGGCCUAGGUACCCCCUUGAAGAGCCCCUCUCUUGCCAAAAAGGACUCACUCCUCUCCGAUUCUGAGCUCUCCCAAUACUUUGUCCAUGACGGCCAGGGCUCCCUGUCUGACUUUGUGGUGGCUGGCUCUGAGGACGAGGACCACCCUGGAAGUGGCUAUGACACCUCGGAGGACGGCAGCCUGCUUCUCUGCCCCCCAGCUCACAAGGAGACAGGCAAAGCCCGGGCCAACAGCCUUGUGACACUUGGAAGCCAGAGGUCCUCAGGGCUCUUACACAAGCAGGUGACAGUCGCCAGGCAAGCCAGUCUUCCCGGAAGCCCACAGGUCCUCAGGAACCCCCUUCUCCGCCAGAGGAGGGUGCGUUGCUAUGACAGCAAUGAUGGCAGUGACAAUGAAGACUUUGAUGGGGAGGGGGACUGUGUCUCCCUCCCAGGAGUCCUCCCUGGUCCCAGCAGGCCUCUGGUAGAUGACGACACUAGGCUUGCCUUGACAACCUCUUCCAAAAGUAUUGAUGUGAACAAGCAAGAGGAGCGACUCCAGAAACCACUGGUCAGCAAGGCCUGCUCCGUGCCUCUCCUCGGCAGCUCACUGGACUCAGAGCACAGCACUCAUGAUGGAGCGGCAGGUACCCCUCCCAAGGCAGCCUCCCUGCCAGGCUCUGUCGAAACCCCCAAGAACGGGCCCAGAGGCUCCAGGAGAAAGGAAAUGUCAGGGUCAAGAAGUUCCCCGAAGCUGGAAUACAGAGUCCCUGCAGACACCCAGAGCCCAAGGAGCCCAGAAAACCGGACCUCCCCGCCACAGAAGAAUGAAAAUCUAUCGCCCAGGCACAAACCCGUGGCCAGGAUCAGCCCACACUACCAGAGGGCUGAUGCUGAGGAGACCCCGGGUGGAACGGCCAAUGGACCGUGCGCUCAGGACUUGAAAGUCCAGGCGUCUCCCACGAAAGAUCCUGUCUCCGGCCGAGCUGCAGAGAAGGAACUUCGGGGAAAUCCCACCCCGGGGGACAGCUCUGUCCCCACCAACUGUGGACCAGCCAGUACCCCAUGCCACCCAAACACUGGACUCCCCACAGAGAACCCGCAGGGAGCUGCACCAGAGUGCGGGCCACACCCUGGGACUGGACGGGAUGGGUCCCCAGACCAUCUCCUUUCCCCCGGGAAGAGCAGGGAAGUUCAUCCUGACUCCAGCCAGACUUCUGCAGUCACCGAGCAAGUCUUCCGGCAUGAACGCCUCAGCCAGCCUGUGUGUCCCGGGACCUCGGAGCCUGAGUCCCAGGACAUAUCUAAAAUAAGGCCACCGAGACAGAGAAGCGUAUCUCCCAGGGAGAGGGCCUCAACUCCUCCUGACUCCAGCAGGGCUUGGGCUGCCCCUGGGGACAGCUCUCCCAGCACCAGGAGAGCAGCUGUCCCCACGAGCACAGGAGCAGCGCCAGCUACAGCCGUUCCUCAACCCUCCCUUGGGGAUCAGGAAAGGAGCCGAGGCCUCUCAGGUCCCAGCAAGGCCCCGGAAGCUGCAGGACUCUGCAUACCUAAAAGCUUGAAGGACAGGGCUCUGCUUGACGACACAGCUGGAAAGGUAUCGCAUGCCAGCCCCUCUGUGCCAGUGAAGACCGACAGGACCCUGUCGGAGAGCACAGAGAGCCCUGUGACAGACAUUGACAAGUUCAUCGGGGAAGCCUCUGAGGCAAGGCUUCCUCAGUCUCCUCUGAAAGCGGACCACAGGGCUCACCAGGACAUUUUUGAGAGUCAGCCACCAGGUGGAGCUGGGGGUGACAGUUGCCACCACCCUCAGACAGUCAGGAGUGACCAGCUGUCCUCCCCGAGGAGGACCGGAGGCACAGACUCACCCCCAGCCCUUCAGUGGACCUUCCGGCCUUCCGUGCUGGAUUCCAUCCAUCCCGACAAACAUUUGACUGUGAACAAAAACUUUCUGAACAACUACUCGAGAAAUUUCAGCAGUUUCCACGAAGACACUGUCUCCCUCUCAGGCCCCGGUGGAGGCUCAGAUCCGUCGCCCUCGUCCAUGUAUGGCGAUGCUGAAGACUCCUCUUCGGACCCUGAGUCUCUUGCUGAAGACCCGCGAGCAGCUGCCAGGAACAACUGGUCACCUCCUCCUUCCCAGGAGUCCUCCCACAAGGAAGGGAGCACCGAGUCUGAGGAUGAGCAGAUAGAAAUCUGUGCCACAGGCGGUUGCCCUGAGACCCCAGUGCCUGCCCAAGCUCCUGCCCAGGCUGCAUUCAAUCCAGGAGCCUCAUACACUUCCACCCUGGACCCUUCCGGGCCAUUUUCCUUCCUGGAUGUAAGCCCUCAGGAGCAUGAGACGUGGGCGAGCAUAAAUGCUUCACCGAGCCACACCCCUGAAUGCACAGAGGAAAUCAUGGCUGUCACCGGCACAAGCUCAGUCAUGGGAGACGGCCAGCCUUCCCAAAUGACCAGACCUUGUCAAACCCCACCCUUUGUCCUUAGGAACCCAGAUAUGGCAAAUGGUUUGGGACGGGACCUGCUGGAUGAGGGAACCCCAAACGAAGGGGCGGCGCCUGCGAGUGUCAUGCGCAGUGUGUAUGCCCUGGGCGCCGAGGGCCCUAAGAAUGGGGAGACAGUUUUGGCAAACCUCCACAUCGCCAAGGGCUGCGACCUGGACGGCUUGCUGCAGAAACCAAAAGCCAUCUCCAGGAGACCUAUCAUGACCUGGUUUAAAGACAUAAAUAAAGACAGCCAGGGCACACAUUUGCAGAACAAACCUGAGAAGGAACAGCCCUCUACCCUGGCUAUGAGUCCUGGCUCGAAAGCGAACACGGCGAGCACCACCCACAGAAAGGGAGUGGCUGUGCCUAAGAGCCCUCCUCCACGGCAGAAGAGUCAGGAGAACAAAGACCUGCCCCCCAAGAGUCCAGUGGAAGCACUAAGUAACUGUCAGAAAGCCAAGUGCAGCCCUCAGCUUAAGAGGCUGAACAGCAAAAACAAAGGCAGUCCUGAGGGACCUGGGGCCAGUUCUGCUAAGGGCAGCAGGACCGAGCACAGGAAGUCCUUGCCUUCACCCCAGGCAUCCCAUAAAAUGCUUCCUAAGGCAGAGUCACACAGGUUCCACGUAGCUGACCAAGAGGAACCUAAGAACACUGCUGGGGACGCCCCUAAGUCUCUUCAGUGCGAUCCAGAGAGCAAGCCACCCCCGGCUGCCUCUGGGUCGCUGAGGACCUCCGCAUCCGACACAAGCAUUCGGACCUUUACGUGUCCCCUGACCUCCCCCAAGCCCCUCCCUGAGCAAGGUGCGAACAAUAGGUUCCACAUGGCUGUCUACUGGGAACCUGACACAAGUUGUCCAACCACCUCCUCCAGGUCCCCUAGGUAUGGAGCAGAGGGCAAGGUGCCCCAUGUUAACUCUGGGUCAGCGAGUCCCUCAGCAUCGAGGACCAGCAUAGCCUUGGCAGGGAACAGACAGAGCAAGCAGUUGGCGCCCAGCCGGGUAGACGCGGUGAUAUCAGAAGCAGCCCAGCCCCAGGGCGUCGGUGAGAAAGGAGCAGAAAAAAUGGCUAGUGACCCUCUAGAAAGGACGAACCAGCUGAAAAUCGUUGAGAUUUCUUCUGAAAGAAUGCCAAAGAAUGUGUGUGGUGACAAGCCACCCGAUAGUGACAGAAAGGGAGGACUCUUGACCCAGAGCACCUGUCAGGAGAAGAAUUCGGUCAGACUCCGGCAGUCUGCGGAGUCGUCCCCAAAGCAUCCACCCUUCCCUCCGUCCCAGGUGGACCGGGAAAUGCGCUGGUCCUUCAGUUCAGCCAGACUGGCCGCCGCCUCCUCCCCACAGCUGCCUGCCAAGAUGCCAGAGGCCUCCCAGGACAAACCAAGCCAAAUGCCAGCCUCUGUAGGGGUGCCCAAGAACGGGGUACCCAUAGGCCUGGCCGGAGAAGAGCAUCCCUACUUUACCCCAAGGCCAGCCACCAGGACUUACUCCAUGCCAGCCCAGUUCUCAAGCCACUUUGGGCGAGAAGGACCUUCCCCACACAGCCCAAGUCACUCUCCUCAGGACCCCCAGGGCUCUGCGGUGAGUGGCAAUCUCUCUGAGAAGACAGCCAAAGGCGUGACUCACGGGCAGGGCGUAUACAGUGUGAAGCCUCUGCUGGAGACCCCAAAGAACCUGCCCCCGGUGGAUAUGGGGGACAUCGGUGCGGUCCCUGAGCCGAGCUGCCUCAUCCCAGACAAAGUCCAAGUCGCCAGGAGACACUACUGCUGCGAGCAGAAUUGGCCCCAUGAAUCUACCUCGUUUUUCUCUGUUAAGCAGCGGAUCAAGUCUUUUGAGAACCUGGCCAAUUCUGACCGGCCCGCGCCCAAGCCUGCCCCAUGCCCGUUCCUGUCCGUGAGCUCCAAGCCCCCCGUUAGCAGACGGUCAUCUGGCAGCGUCGCUUCGGGGAGCCCCGGUGAUGUCACCGCAAGGUCCCUGAGACGCAGCUUGAGCUCCUGCAGUGAGAACCAGAGCGAGGCCGGCAGCCUUGUCCCGCAGAUGACGAAGUCGCCGUCCAGCAUGACGCUGACGGUCUCCAGGCAGAACCCACCAGACACGAGGAACAAGGGCCCCAGUCCAGACCCAAAGAAAUCACUUGUCCCCGUGGAAACUCCUGCCGCCACGGGGAGCCCGGCCUCACCCAUCAAGAGGAACAAGUCCUCCGUGCGCCACGCCCAGCCCUCCCCAGUGUCCCGAUCCAAACUCCAGGAGCUGAGAGCCUUGAGCAUGCCGGACCUGGACAAGCUGUGUAGUGGCGAGGACUGCUCUGCCAGCCCAGGGGCUGUGCUCUUUAGAACCCAGCUGGAGAUCACCCCCAAAAGGUCGCAGGGCUCCCCAGCCACCUCUCCAGCCGGCUCCCCAGCUACAGGCCAUGCAGAUCUCAACGGAUCAGCCUUCCUUUCAUGUCCCGUGAACGGUGGCACCAGAGUCUACCCGAAAGGAGGCAGCCCUCCUCCAGCCAGUGAGCCUGCGGUACCCACUGGAUCCAGGGAAGGGCACGGUGAAUCUUUGCGGGCCAUGCCUGCUGGGAAAAGCUGGUCAGUGAAUCUGGGUCAACUCCUAUCCUCGUCGAGGGACCAGCAGAGAUUACAGGCCGUCUUGUCAUUAGUGGGGUCAGACUCCCCCCUCCUCACUCUCAUUCAGGAAGCGAAGGCACAAUCAGAGAAUAAAGAAGAUAUUUGCUUCAUAGUCUUGAAUAAAAAAGAAGGCUCGGGUCUGGGAUUCAGUGUGGCAGGCGGGGCAGACGUGGAGCCCAAAUCAGUCAUGGUCCACAGGGUGUUUUCUCAGGGCGUGGCUUCUCAGGAAGGGACUGUGAACCGUGGGGACUUCCUUCUCUCCGUCAAUGGCACCUCCUUUGUUGGCUUAGCCCACAGUGAGGUCACGAAGGUUCUGCACCAGGCAGAGCUGCACAAACAUGCCCUCAUGGUUAUCAAGAAAGGGAGCGAGCAGCCCAGGCCCUCCUUCGGGCAGGAGCCUCCCUCGGCCAAUGGGAAGGGUCUGUUCCCCAGAAGGACCUCACUGCUGGAGUCCGGGGCUGGGAGAAACGGAGCUGCUCCGGAUGCUGUGUGUGUUGAAGUGCUGAAAACCUCUGCUGGGCUGGGACUCAGUCUGGAUGGAGGAAAGUCAUCCGUAUCUGGAGAUGGCCCACUGGUCGUCAAAAGGGUGUACAAAGGUGGUGCCGCGGAACAAGCUGGAACAAUAGAAGCGGGUGAUGAGAUCCUUGCUAUUAACGGGAAGCCCUUGGUUGGGCUGGCGCACUUCGAUGCCUGGAACAUUAUGAAGUCUGUUCCAGAAGGGCCUGUGCAGUUAGUGAUUAGAAAGCACAGAGAUUCGUGAGUUUUUACAGGAAUCUCCUUCCCCUAGAUUCACUUCUUUAUCAGAAUGACUUUUAAACAAUGGGUUCUUGAAUCAACAAACAGCUUAAACGGAUAUCCACGAUUGUACUUUUAUACGAAGCCAAGCCCGAACUCUGGAAACCACCUACCUGGACCGCCAGGGCUGGGAGGUCAUCAUUUCAUUCAAUUCAGUGCCUCGGAUGGAGAGUGAGUGCUCCUCCCCUGGAGCACUCAGCUGCACCUUCGCAACCCUCUUAUCACCUCUCCCAGCAUCAGUCCUGUGAGUAGGGAAGAGGGGGAUAACACAAAUGCCCCAGCCAAAAUGAUCUAUGUGUGUAGAGUUAUGUGAUUUUGUAAGUAAACGACAUAGUGCUUUUAGGUACAUGCAGUGGAAGGCAGAGCUAUGGGGUCUACGCAUGUUACCUUGAAAAGGAAAAUGAGACUUAAAGAAAAUGAAUUUAUGACCUAAUUGUUAGGCAGAGCUCAGGAAUUACCCAACAGUGAAAGAGAUGACAAUUUUUAAAAAGUGCUAUUUUUUAAUGAAAGUAAUGUCUGAUGAGAACUAGGAAGUUCUGAUGGUUUUUCUGUUUCAGAGUGUAAGUCAUAAGGCUGUCCCAGAGCGACAGUUCGGAUGAAUUGCAAUAAAUAGCUGUGAGCUUCCCUGCUUGGGAGGACGUUCUAGCCUGAAAAUCUAGGUUUUCAAACUUGAGUACAUGGUCGAAUUCAAGACUGGUCAAAUACAUAUAAGCAGGCAGAGUUGUCACCAUUUUUCUGUUUCCACACACACGCCCCACCACCGUAAAGGAAUUAGAGUGUUAAAUCCUCAACUUACAAAUGUAGGCAUUCUACAAUCCAAACUGAGGAACGUCUGGGCAUCCUCCUCAGGGAAAUUUUUUCUCCUUUUCCCCUCCAGACCUAAAGAAGCAUAGAGUUUGUCGUCCAGUUCUCUUCCCUGACAGAGCUCUAUAGUAGCUAUUUUGUUUUUUUCCCAUUUUGCAAUUCUUUCUCUUGCCAAAACUGGGGUCCCACAGACCAUUCUGACUCAAGCUGCUUGUGAGACUCCUCGGGCUGUGACGGCUCUGGAGCCCCUCCUCCUCCUCCUCACAAGCUGGCUUUUUUCUCCCUUUGCACUGACCAUCAUUUUCUUAAAUCCCAAAGCCUCACCAGCUUCAUUUACCAAACAAGGAAAAUGGAAAAACAGGGUGAGUCAUUCUCAAGGAAAAGGACUACAGAUAGUGUUCACCACCCUACCCUCAGGUGGUGCCACCCAGUGCUGGGUCCUGGAGGGUCUUGGGUGGAAACUGCGUUUGCGAAUCCCGCAUGCGUGAUGCCACGGUUUCGCUGAUCUCGUUAAACAGCUGAGUCUAGGAGAAAGUCCGCUGAGGUGCUUGAGCUGCUGCUGCCUUUGUAUCUUAUCAUCUGAGCCCGAUCCUGCUGGCCGUCUGCAGAGGAGACCCAGAGAGGGCGUCCCCUCCCCCACCACCCCCUCACCCCCCCACCUCCCCGUAUGUGGGCGCAAAAUAACUGGCUUGUUUUCCAACAGGUCUCACAAAGAAAGCUACAGUCCAGGAGUUAGCUAGGAGAGAGAUCCUGGCUUAGCAUCUACUCUUCCUUACAGUUACAAGUAGGAUACUCUAAGACGUCAGUGCAAGGUGCAUGCUAGGUUGUUGUUUAAGUCUCCGGGUCAGUUUCUGCUUUCUAACCUGAAUGAUAAUUUAAAGUCAGCAUGGAAAACCAUUUCUUUCCUUCCUUCCUCUUUUGCCUCUACCCCUUCAGAGUCAUGCCUAUUAAGUCCUUUGUGAACAGACAGGACCUUCGGGAGCAAUGGUCUCUUUCCAAGUGUCCCCAAAGCUCCUAUCUGAAGAGUACACGGACGACCUCUGGCUUACUCUUAUUAAGUCAUCAGGCAUUUGGACCAGAUCUUUCCAGAAAGUCUUCCCAGCUAACUGGGAAUGUAAGGGAAGAAGCCAGACCUAGCCCCGUCUCCCUGACCCUGAGGUAGAAAGCUAUUUAUUUGUGUUCAGUGUUCAAGGCAUGACUAGGAUUGCUAAUUAGUCUAAUAAAUCCCCACAUUUCCUGCAGUGAACACUAAUGGUAUUGUUCAAACCCUUUUUUCUUUCUUUGUAAGUGGUCAGUCAUUCACAGUAAGCUCUGAGGUAAAAUGUGCUAUAACAUUCACACCAUAGUUGUAAGACGAUACCGUGAAGGCUCACAGAGGUUGGGUUUCAUUCCCACCCCCGCACAUAUCGCAUUGCAUUGUAGGGUUGACUUUAGUUGGCGCCACACCUGUACAUUAUACAUUAUUCUUUAUUUAUGUAAAAUAAAAAUGCCUUAUAUAUUAAAGAGUAAGUGCAAUAAUACGAAAUGGCCUGUACAUUUAAAAAAAUGUUGCCAAGUUAUGUAAAUCCACAUCUCUGUAAACAAUUUUUUAAAUAAUUUUCAAAAAAUAAAACACUGCUUACUACUUG